Leptinotarsa decemlineata (Colorado potato beetle) is the source of this 1254-nucleotide messenger RNA. It is a transcript of the gene fus, whose product is annotated as epithelial splicing regulatory protein fusilli. Gene Ontology annotation, molecular function: RNA binding. Lineage: Eukaryota; Metazoa; Arthropoda; Insecta; Coleoptera; Chrysomelidae. The record is from RefSeq and is a predicted model, not a curated record.
AGAGGUACAGUUAGUUACCUUGCGUUAGACUGUACACCGUCCCUUCCUCCUAUUGGUUCACCACGCUCAGGUAAACCAGUCUACGCGGUCUCUUCGCAUGAGAAAUUGAGGCUACAGAGAUACCUGUACAGUGAAUUUACACGAAAACAUCCAAAACUAGACAAAGUUGUCAAAUGUCAGGAAGGCUGUGAACGUUAUGGACACUUUCGGUUGUUUCAAUUGUUUUCGUCGCGGUUUACCUGCUAAGGUAGAGUCGAAUUUGAGUGUCGCAUAAAACUGUAUAAUUAAAUUGUGAAGUGACUAGUGAAUGUGUUUCCUUACAAAGAUACAAGUGUCCAUUUGAAAAACAACUAAGGAACUCCAGCACCAACCUAGAAUUGUUCAAAACACUCGAAAAUCGCCGUUUCGUUAUCUAAAUAUUGUGAUAUUUUUAUUAUUAUUGUAGGUACUUACGUGUGUGUUAUUUGUUUCUCGUCGAAAAUUAGGUUAGGUAUAACAAAUGACUGUGAUUUUAUUUUAUACAACAAAGCAUUGAUAAGUGGACUGUUUCUCCCGAUACCUUGAACAAAAUAAAAAAAUCCAAACAAACAUUUUCCAACGGAUUCCACCUUUACCUGAAUCAAACAGGUGUCACGUGGCAAAAUGUCGGAUUGUUUAUGAAAUGGCUUGUGUAAAUAUGCCGCGUUAAAGUUAUUCUCGGGAAAAUAUCUUGACAGAUGAGCAUAAAGGGCUUAAAUAUGAUCGGGCCGCACUAUAUUUGUGUUUUGUACGUGGCCACGGCAGGAAUCCAGGGCCCCCUUAUGGGGUCUGACGAGCAAGAAAUCGUUCUCCUCAUUUAUGUUAUAGUGGAUGUAGUACAAAACAAGGUUGUGGGUGUCCAGCAGUAUCCAAUACGACCCCAGGUGGCUGACGUAAACGAAAAUAUCCUGUCGGAACAACUGACAGCGGAAUCAGUGUUGACAGACGAAAUCAUCAAGUCCACCGGAAGGCAAAUCGAAGAUGCCUUGAUGGAAUUCGACGUUUACUGCAAUAAUUUACAUAUAGAUCCCCACAAUUCCAGCUUUCGGCUUUUGACAGAUGGACAACUUCCCCUACGACAAUGUCUUCAUCCGGAAGCCUGCCGAAAAGAAAUAGAUCUGCCCUCGUACUAUAACAUAUUCCAUGACCUUAGGAAAGAAGUGGCGAGAUUCACCGGAAGGGUGGAAGAGACGCCUCAAUCGAUUGCUGACAUGUUAGAAUGUAUCCUUUUAACAA